Chanos chanos (milkfish) is the source of this 684-nucleotide messenger RNA. RefSeq names its product L-rhamnose-binding lectin CSL1. Gene Ontology annotation, molecular function: carbohydrate binding. Bases 1 to 684 code for a protein of 227 amino acids. Lineage: Eukaryota; Metazoa; Chordata; Actinopteri; Gonorynchiformes; Chanidae. The transcript has 7 exons. The record is from RefSeq and is a predicted model, not a curated record.
AUGUCUUCCAGGAAUUUGUUUCAUGUGGGUCAUGAUGAUGAUGAUGAUGAUGAUGAUGACGAUGAUUUCCGCACAGAGGGAAAGAGAUAUGCAGCCUGCGAGGGCCAAAAUGCACAUCUUUCAUGUGGAUGGGGGGUAAUCAAAGUCACUGAUGCAAAUUAUGGGCGUACGGACACGCAUACCUGCAGCAGCGGAAGGCCAAGUCAACAGAUCUCACAUGUUCACUGCUUCCAAUCAAAAUCUCUCUCCAUCAUGUCGUACAGGUGUGAUGGAAAGGAGAGCUGCGUGGUUCAUGUGUCAAAUUCCGUUUUCUCCGACCCUUGUUAUGGGACAUAUAAAUACCUGGAUGUGUCAUACUUAUGUCUCCCAUAUCGCAGAAGCAUCACAUGUGAACGGGCAACAAGUACCAUAAACUGUGGCAAUGGUGUGAUAUUUGUUCAUCAUGCCAACUAUGGACGCAGGGACCUAUCAAUAUGCCCAGGCAGACGAAAAGCUUACUGUUACAAUCCAAAGACUCAAAGCUUACGGUCAAUGUGCAAUGGGAAGACCUCAUGUGUAGUGAGUGCUUUAAACUCUCUUUUCUCUGAUCCCUGUGGUGGAGUUUACAAAUAUUUGGAGGUCACGUACAGUUGUGCAACUGCAUGUGAGUAUCUGGCUUUGCCAACUCAGAACAGCACUUCCUGA